UGUUGCGUUUGUCGUAGUGGGAAGUGGAGGUGUCGCUCCUGCGCGCUCGGGACUUCGGCUCACGCUUGUCUGCUAGUUGUUCAAUUGAAGCCCUACCAGUGAUCAUGCUGAAGUGUCGGCGCGAAAGCCCUUGAUUACACGGACGUAGCAAACAUGGAGUGCCAUGGGUGUUUAGUGUGAGUGGGAAAAUAAGCGUAGAAAAGGAGAAUUGGGGGGAAGAAAAGACGAGAAUUGAGAAAAGGCCGAGAGGAGGAAGGACCUAAUCUCGGCAUCCCGAAGCCUCGUCGAUCUGCAGUGACAUGACGCGCCUGGCAUGAGCAAUGUUGACGUUGCUGCUGGUGGUGGGUGCGGUGACCUGCUCCCCGCUGCCCAGCGACUUCCCCGCCCACGCCGCCCAAGAUGCCGCCCACCACGUCGAAGUUACCCAUGAGGUGCGCCACGUCACGUUUGAAGUGAGCGAGGAGGUGAGCGACGUCACCGCCUCGUCUCAGGUCCCCUCCGCCGUCCCCCCCGAGGAUGACCCCCCCAUCCCCACGGCGACGACCCCACCGACCCUCCCCGACGCCCACCUCCCGCACCACGCGUCUCAGCUCGACCUCCAGCCCGCCCACCACACGCCGCCCGAGGAGCACGGACUGGAGAAGGAGCACGGACUGGAGAAGGAGCACGGACUGGAGGCGGAGCACGGGCUGGAGGAAGAGCACGGGCUGGAGGAAGAGCACGGGCUGGAGGAGGAGGAGCACGGGUUGGAAGAGAAGGAGCACGCCCCCGACACUGAAGGAUUCCUCUCCGACGACCCGUCCGUCGAGGACUCCGUGAAGGACGAAGGGAGUCUAGGCGUUCUCCAGGAAGACGAGGACGUGGAGCUAGAGGCUAAGGAGGAGGAAGGAGGCCUCGGGGAGGACACGGCAGCGGAGAGGGUCUCGGGGGAGAGCGCCUCAGGAGAACAUGACCCGCAGGACAUCGCGAGGGGCGUCGUCCCCGAAGACACCGCGGCCGAGGAAACCAGCCUGGCGGAGGACGCGUCGGCCGGCCCGGAACACCCACUUCCAGAAGGCCAAGAGGAGGAAAGUGCAACACACGGCGCCGAACUGCAAGAACACGUGACGGACGAAAGUGCAGUGGAGGAACAUGUGAGUGAGGAAAGUGCAGCUCAGGAGGAAACGCCAGAACAAAGUGUUGCCGAGGAAAAUGCCCCUGAGGAGAGCAUAGUGGUAGAAAAAUCGCCCGUGGAAAAUGUAGCGAUAGAAAGCAAACCAGAAGACUCAGUACCUGAAGACAGUGACCUUGAAGAAAGCAAAGCAGCUGGAAGCUCUUCAGAAGCAAAUACAACGAGUGAAGUCGCGCCAGGAGAGGAAAUAACAAACGAGAAUGGCCAGGCAGAGAGUGUCACAGUGGAAAGCGUGUCAGAAGAGAAGGCAGUCGAGAAGGAACCAGAGGAAGAGACGCCCGUACAUGCUGUCGAGAGGAUGCUAGCGGACGAGACGCGAGAGACCGUGUUUCUGGCCGAGCCCGUCGUCGAGGAAAGUGGCAGCAAGGAGGAAGAGAAUAAGACGGAAAGGGAACCUGUCUCGGAAAAGCACACCGCGGAGGAGGACGUAGCGGAGGAGGCCGCCCCGGGGGAAGGUGAAGAAAGCGGAGCCCAAGAGGACGUCCCACAAGACCAAGCUGCGGCAGAGGAGGAGGCGGAGAAGGAGGAGCUGGCUCCGGCGGCACAGGACGCGGUGAGUCCUGGCGGGGAGGAGGAGGAAGUUACAGCAGACGCAUCGGAGCAGGAAGUUAGCCAGGAAGAACCCAACUCAACAGAUAUCAUGGAUCCCAGGGUUAAGAAGGAAGUAGAGAUUACGGAGGAAGAAAAAAGAAGCGCUGAGGAAACUGCAGGGAGUGAGGAUAAACCCGAAGGCGAAAUCGUGCCCAUCGAUCUGGAAGCCUCGGAAGAAGAGGAGACGCAGCCGAUCCCGGUCGCGGCAGAAGGGGACCAUGCCGGGUCUCCCUCUCCAGCCGAAGGCCAGAGUGACCAGGGCGGCGUGGCCUUCGUCAACGAUGCGCCGUCGUCCCUGGAUAGCUCUGAGUUUUCCUCCGAAGACGUCCCCAUCCCGGUGGAGAGGCACGCGGACACCGAGAGCGACAGCGGGAUGGAGAUGACGCCGGCAGAAACUCCUCGCAAAUCCCGCAUCUACAUCGAGGAUGACUAUGAAGACCCCGCUCGCGCCACCCACCCCGAGGACCCCGCUGUUUCCGAGGACGCCGUUAAAGAGGAGAGCGAGCACAGAGUAGUCAACAGCGGCCUUGAGAGCAUGAGCAUGACCUCGCCGACUCCUGAGGUGCCACCGGAGAGUAUGCCGGUCGAGGUCACUGCCGAGGAAGACCAGGUCCCUCCUGCCAACAGCGAGGAAAUAGAAUCGGUCACUCCGCCCCUCGACGCCGCAGAGCCAGAGGAGAACGUCACCACAGUCAUCGAUAAGGUCGAGGAGCCUCCCGCAGUACACGAGACGGAGGAGAAAGUGAGCGUAGUCGAGGACGUUCCUCCGAGUUCGAGUGUUGCCCCAGCGCUCGCCGAGGACUACCCAGACUCCUACACUGAUCCUCUGGAUGUGGCCGACCUGCCUGACAUCGACGUGACGCACGAGAACUUGCCAUCCAAGGAACACCCUCUGGACAAGGGCGAGGAGACCGGCGCUGGCCAGCCCAGUGAUCAUGCAGGUGAGGUGGCGGGUGACUCCAGCGACCUGGCUGCGAGUGACCACAUGCUGGAGGUGGAAGCAGGCACGCCUCGGGUCCUGCCUCCCCAGCAGGAGCAGGUCAGCGCCGCAGCUCCCACGACCCUCACCGUCGGUUGCAUCAUCGGCAUCGUCUUCGGCGUCCUCAUGUCUCUAGUCAUUCUCGUCGGCGUCGGAGGUUUCGUCCUCUACCAACGACGAACUCUGAACCGCCCCAAAGCCCUGAACUCCGACCGAGGCUACGCAGGGAGUGACUCCGGAGGCUACAUCGACGACCAAGUGCGCGUUUCGUAUGUCAACUCGCAGAUUGACACGCCAAAGACUGAGUCCUCCAAGGCCUCGGAAGCUCAGCAGGUGCCUCAGGUUCUUAUUAUGCUGAAGAACCUGAAGCCGACCGUGUCUGCGGGGGCAGCGAGCAAGCUGAGGAACUCGCUGCCGUCCAUGCCCAGGAUUAGACCGAUCAAUUUGCCAAACGUUGGACAGUUCAUCUCGAAGCGGGAGCCCGGAGGAUCUAAUCAGCCUGGACAAUGAUUCCUUCCUCAACAGCCUUGAAUCCAUGACCAUCCAGAAUCUGUGGACUGACAACAUCCGACACACGAAGUUGUAGCUGUAUCUUGAGGGACAGGCUCAUGACGAUGCCUUUGCCAGGCGUCGUCUCCUUUUGUCUUUAUUCUAAGUCGAGUUUAAGUUAUUCUCAUCACUGAAACACCUUCAGAUAUGUUCUCUCAGUGAUAAGAACACUUUUUAUAAAGGCUUGAUGUAGAUGUUCAUUUUAGAAAAGACAGUCUCUUCCAAAGUGAUCUUAUCAUUAGAGAAUGUCGCUUAUUAAAUGUGGGAAUGUGAAUUAUUAAGAAAUUCCUUUAAAAUCAUGAAGAAUGAAUCUACGUAGAUGAAAUAAAAAGGAUCCUACAUGAGAGACCUUGCUAACAGGCCAUUCUGAGGAAGUUAUGAUGUCACAUGCAUAUUUUCAUAAUUUGAUUCAACCACAGGAAAUAUGAUGAUAAUAUUGAAAGUGCAUGAUUAUAGUUUAUUUUCAACAUUUCACAUAUAUCAUUAUGAUUAUUAAUGCAAGAAUUUUUCAUUUUUAACAUGUCUUCAGUGUUUAUUACAAUUGAUGUCAAUGAAUAUAAAUGUGUUACUUUCUAAACCACCACUUUUUUCAGUGUUUUAUUCAUAGAAUAAAGUAUGUGUAGUCACCAUGUUCUGAGCACAGAAAAUGAACCUGGAAGUGCAAAACUUCAAAGAGAAUUGUAAGAUUCUGUGAUUUUUUUUUUCUUUUUCUUUUCCUUUUUUCUUUUUUUAUUGACAUACUUGAUUGGUGAAGAUAAAAUGCCAUGUAUGUCAAGCUAUGCCAGUCCAGUUGCUUUGGUUAUUAGCAUGUAAUUGUGAAAGGUGACUAGAGGCUGCGGUAGAUACAUAAGUAAAUGUGUAGAGUACAGUAUACGUCAGGAAUAUUGAUUCUUCACUACUGGGAAUCUAAAAUUUGACACUGUAUAGUACAGGAAAAGAUGGUGCCCAUUGUUAUAGGACAGUUUUUAUUCAGUGAUUUACACAGCAGAGAAAAGUAUGUUAUGAUUUCUGCCAGAUAGUUAGGUAUUUUAUUAGAAUUAAAUGCAAUUAACUGUGCUGUUUUAUUUUUUUAUUAUUAUUGUUUUGUCCACUUUAGAUAAACUAAAGUUGUUUGCUGUAGGUAGUUUUCCAGUGUUUGAAUACGUUUUACAUAUCCAAAGAUUAUCACCGAUAGAUGCUGAGGAAUAUUACUCAAAUACCAGUUUUUAUGCUAUAAGCUUUGUUGUUCUAGCCAUUGUUGUGUGUAUUAGAAAGAUUUACUACAAAUAUUUUAGGACAUUUGCAGACUUUGAGUCCAAAUGCAGAGUCCCAAAGCAAGUUUGAUUCUCUCUAUGGGAGGUCAGUUAGGCUUUCAUCUUCAUGAUAACAGACACUUUUUUGAUAGUGCUGUCUAUAAAUUUUAUAUUACAACCAUCCAGAACCUAUGAUUGUGUCCUACAAUGCUACACCUCCAUAAUCUUGUAGUACAGUGCUAGGAAUGAAAAAGUAUGUGUGAAUGAACGUAUGUAUGUAUGUAUAUAUGUGUGCAUGUAUAUGUAUGGAGAGAAUACACAGAGACAAAUGUUUCAAAGAGUUAUCAAUAUGGAGUAGUUUCAUAGAGUAUGAUAUAUAAUUAAAUGUCAAUAUUCAUUGUCUUCAUGAAUAUUGACAUGUAACAAUUUGCAGUCUAAAAUUAUUCAUUCUUAUUUGUAAUGCUUUGAACACUGUUUGUCUGUGUGUAUGGUGGUGUUGUUUGUGUUUGCCUGUGUAUGCAUAUUUGUGUGAAAAUGUGAGUAUUUGCUGGUAUGUUCCAGGCAUAAUGUUUACCUUAGAUAGUAAGGUAUAUUAGUAAUCUAGUAUCAGUUAAGGGUUGAAAUAUAGAAAGCCACAUCUUAAGUCAUAUCUCUCCUCUUGGGGUCAACCUGGUAUUGACUGUGAUGGGGUAUCCAACAUCCGUGGCCAAGUGUUCAGUAUUUUAUGUAUAUAUAAAGAUUAUAUGAAGAUUACGUUAACCCUAAUAGAUCAGUGAAGUGUGCGUGCAUGCAUGUAUGUGUGCUGGGAUGUUUUAUUGCAUCUAGUAAAUUGUAAUUUCUUUUUAUUUCUUUAAAUUAUAUCUGAAUGAUUGGUUUUUGCAAACAUCUCUUAUUGCAUCUCAAAAAAAAUAUUUAGAUAUAAAAAAAAAAAAGAUAAUACUUUCAUAUGGAAGUGAUUUAAUCAUAUUAUUCCCAAACAAUUUGGAAGCUGUAAGUUGUAAUCCUAUUCUCCAAUCUAGAU
Messenger RNA from Penaeus monodon (black tiger shrimp), 5543 nucleotides. RefSeq names its product fibrous sheath CABYR-binding protein-like. The record is from RefSeq and is a predicted model, not a curated record. Bases 321 to 3251 code for a protein of 976 amino acids. The transcript is spliced from 6 exons. NCBI's taxonomy places the organism in Eukaryota, Metazoa, Arthropoda, Malacostraca, Decapoda, Penaeidae.